CCUCUUUGUCCUCUCCGCGUCUCUCUCUCUCUCUCUCUGAAACUAUUCUAGCAUUUCUCUCCGAAUUCCACAACUCUCCUUUCUUCGGAUCGAUGGCAGCUGUUGCAGGGUCUUCUCUAUCCGUUGUUUCUCGAUCUAGAUCCUUCCAUCAGAACCGUCAGGCGACACCUGUAAUGUCUACUCUGAAAUUGGUCUCACUUCCCACUCAGAGGAGGAGCUUUCCUUCAGUCCGUUUGCAGCCAGUUCCACUUCGCUAUCGGGUUUCUUGUGCUGCCAAGCCAGAGACUGUGGAUAAGGUUUGUGAAAUAGUGAGGAAACAGUUGGCACUACCAGCUGACUCUGCUGUCACAGGGGAAUCCAAGUUUUCUCACCUUGGUGCCGAUUCACUUGAUACGGUGGAGAUUGUAAUGGGACUUGAGGAGGCAUUUGGGAUCAGCGUAGAAGAAGAUAGCGCCCAGAGUAUCACAACAGUGCAGGACGCCGCAGAUCUGAUCGAGAAGCUUGUUGAAAAGAAUGAUGGUUAAAAGAAGUAGAUCUGUGGGGGAAAGUUUCGAGGGCUUUUGGUGCUUAUUCCAUUCCUUUGGUGUAUCCUCUGCGUUGUUAUACUGAACCUACUGCAUCCUACAAUGGACAAACUGCUUAGGUUUUCCCAUGCACGGUUUCCUUACAUUUCUAGAAUCCAGAAUGCUUUAUA
Molecule: messenger RNA, 694 nt
Organism: Magnolia sinica
Lineage: Eukaryota; Viridiplantae; Streptophyta; Magnoliopsida; Magnoliales; Magnoliaceae
Product: acyl carrier protein 1, chloroplastic-like
Exons: 4
Coding region: 93-524 (143 amino acids)
Biological process (GO): fatty acid biosynthetic process
Molecular function (GO): phosphopantetheine binding; acyl carrier activity
Source: RefSeq, a predicted model, not a curated record